Molecule: messenger RNA, 3243 nt
Organism: Lepisosteus oculatus (spotted gar)
Lineage: Eukaryota; Metazoa; Chordata; Actinopteri; Semionotiformes; Lepisosteidae
Source: RefSeq, a predicted model, not a curated record
UCAGUGACUGCACAUCAGACUUUGUCUGCUUUCUCAGUUUCUCAGUGUGUGAGCAAUACCAGCUUGAAUCUGGUUAAACAGCUUUUGUGCACAAAGAAGACUUUUUUUAGGGAAUGCAAUAAAUAUUCUGAACCUCUGCUGUUGGAGCUAAUCCUCAUUUGCCUUUUUUUGUGGGGCAUCAUUCUUUUUUUGCAAACAUGGAGAAACUUCACAGGAAUUAACAACUUUGUUGUAUUACACUACUGUAGUCAGGAGGCAGUCUUUCUCUUCAUUUAGAAGCUUCUGCUUGUAGGACCUGUUUACAAUAUAUGGAGUAACUGGAAAAAAUAUGCAUGGCAAAAUAAACUGGAGAAAUCAUAUAAUAUUGUGAAAUCAUGUAAACUGACAGACGUUUUUCACACACAUAAUUUUAUAUUGUCCUUGCCUAGUUUGUUGCAUAUUUGUUUUAAGUUAAUUUUUUCCAUAGUUUUCCACUAAUGUUUUCACUUAGAAUUUGUGGAAAUCUUGGUUUCUUUACUGAGUUCCAGUAAUUCUGGGUUUGGUAUUGAAUUUCAGAAGACAUUGGAGCUCUUAAUAACCAAGAAUUCAUAUUUUUCUGGAAAACAUCUGUAUGUAUGUUUUGAUUUAUUUUAGAUUUUUUUAUCUUCUACAACACAUUUUUGUACUGCCUGCAUGAUAUUGUGAGUCAUGCUGCAGAGCAUUGUAUUGCAGUUGUUUUACAUUUUUAGUCUCUUGAUGGUGUUUUAUUUUUAAAAGUUUGCUGUUCAGUGAAUAGCUGUUUGUUACACCAUUGUUAUUUAAUUCAGCUUGGUUCCAGAUAGAUCGGUUGUCUAUGGUAAGGUUUCAGUUGUUCUGGCUCAGGUGUUGACAAAGGUCUAGUGUUGUUUACAGGAAGUUAAUCUCAGUUUUGUAUAACCCAUUGAGGGUGUCCUAAGCUUUGACCAUUUUGAGUUCUGGUUGAAUUCCGGUGUCAAAUAACUCCUUAUCAGUGCCUUCAUGCCUCUUCAGAAAGAAAUUUUGAGGGAAGUCUGGACAACAAACAACCUUCACAGUGAAGAUUCCACUCUGCCGAAGCAACAGCUGGGUGCUCUCUCAAAUCAGAAAGCAAAAAAGAAGAGACAGGAGCCUGUCAUGGUGCAGUCUAAUGGCACUGAUGCAAAACCCAAGAAAACUAAGUCAAAGAAGAGUGAAGACCUGUCUGGUGGAGAGGAGAGCACCCCAACAAAAAAUGGAAAGAAAGUGAAGAAAAAGAAACCAGACAAAGAAACUGAGUCUAAGAAGAAGACAAAAAUGGCCCCCAAAAAGAAAAAAGGUUCAGAUGAUGAGGAAGAUGAGGAGGAUGCAGAUGAAGCUCCUGAAGAAGCCCCCUCAAAAAAGACAAAGAAAAAAACAAAAGACAUUGCCAAUGCAUCUGGAGACAACAAGGACAAGAAAGCUAGAGCCAAAGAAGAAAAAAAUGACUCAGAAGCCAAAGGAAAAGUGACAAAAUCCAAAAAGAAAGAGCCAGCUUUCAUGUUCCAGAUAAAUGGAGAGAAGCCUGAGGAGAAAACCAAGAAAAAGGCAGAGACCAAAUCAGAUGAUGAUGACAGCGAGUCUGAAAGCAAACCAAGCAAAAUGAAGAAGAAAGCCACUGCCAAUCCAGCCUCUAUGUUCCAGGCAGGAGGAGAUCCCAAGGACAAGAAAGGAAAAAAGAAAGGUUCUGCAAAAGAGGAGGACAAGAGUGAAGAAGAGAGCUCAGAGGUGACCCAGAAGACCAAAAAGAAGGGCAAAGGCAAAAAAAAGAAGGAGGAAGAGAGGCCUCCAUCACCAGAAAUCGAGGUGGAGAACCUAGAACAGUUUGUGCUACAGCCUGCACCCCAGGGCGUCACUAUCAAGUGUAGAGUCACCCGUGACAAAAAGGGCAUGGACAGGGGCCUGUACCCAACCUACUAUCUGCAUCUCGACAAUGAAAAGAAGGUCUUCCUCCUGGCUGGGCGAAAACGCAAGAAAAGCAAAACAUCCAACUACCUGAUAUCUGUAGACCCUACAGACAUGUCUCGUGAUGGAGAAAAUUUCAUUGGAAAAUUGAGGUCCAAUUUAAUGGGAACCAAAUUUACAGUGUUCGAUAAUGGAGUAAACCCUGAGAGAGCAAGCUCUGAUUUAUCCAAUGCCCGUCAGGAACUUGCUGCCAUCAUUUAUGAGACAAAUGUACUGGGAUUUAAAGGCCCCAGAAAGAUGACAGUCAUAAUUCCUGGAAUGAAUGAGGACAGCGAGCGAGUACCAAUUCGACCACGAAAUGAAAAUGAUGGACUGCUCAUUCGCUACCAAAAUAAGAACAUGGACAACCUGAUUGAGCUUCACAACAAAACACCGGUGUGGAAUGAUGAGACACAGUCCUACGUGCUCAAUUUCUCUGGACGAGUAACCCAUGCCUCCGUCAAGAACUUCCAAAUUGUCCACAGCAAGGAUGUUGACUAUAUAGUGAUGCAAUUUGGACGAGUGGCAGAUGAUGCUUUUACACUGGACUAUAACUACCCCAUGUGUGCUGUACAGGCCUUCGCCAUUGCUUUGUCUAGCUUUGAUGGCAAACUCGCCUGUGAGUAACAGAAGAUUAAAAUGCAAGGUUGCAAGAAACAAAAUGGUUUUCCACCGUGCUGUGAAAUCACAAAGAACUGCAGGUAGAUGCAGAAAAAUUACAAGCAUUCCAUUAUCCAGAGUUCACUCUUCCCAGCCAUGAUGGCAAACCCUCACAUGCUUCAAUUUUGUGUCAGAUGUUUUCGAAAAUGUCAACUUUGGCAUUAAUUUGUUAAUUUUAAAAUUUGCCAUUGUUUAAAACAAUAUUUUAUUUGCUUUGUAUACUUUAGCUAACUUUGUUUCUGAUAAAUGUGAGCCUAGGACAUUUACUGACUUUAAGGGGUGAUGCUGUAACAGAACUUCUAUUACAAAAAAGUAAUAUGGAGAAAUCAUAAUAAAAAUUAAAAGAUCAUUACUGCAACUAGCUGAAUAUUACUAUAUGUGAUGGAAAACAUAUUGUUGGCAGACCUUUCAUCAAACAUGAUACAGAAAUUAUUGCAUGGAAAAUCAAAUGAAUGAGUUGUGUUGGUAAAUUACAACACUUUGGGCUAUCUAUUGUGAUGCCACAGGGGGAUGCGGACAUCUAAACGGCACCAGUUAUAGACAGGGCACGAUAGACACACCAAACACAGUCAUAUGGUUUAUAGUGAAUAAUCAAAUGUGCAAAAAUAAAAUAAGCUAGUAAACCUA